Messenger RNA from Tetrahymena thermophila SB210, 1635 nucleotides. RefSeq names its product transmembrane protein, putative. The transcript is spliced from 2 exons. Lineage: Eukaryota; Ciliophora; Oligohymenophorea; Hymenostomatida; Tetrahymenidae. The record is from RefSeq and is a predicted model, not a curated record.
AUGUCAUUUUUGUAUAUUAUUCGAUAGGCAAAUAAUAAGCAAGUAAAAGAAAAAGGAACUAUAAGUGUAAAAUAUAAAUCUAUAGCUGCACCAUAAAAACCAUAAAAAUAAAUAAAUAGCUUAACAGAUAUAAAAAUGUUUUAAAACUAUUUAGAAUAUAAGCAACGAUUUAAGCAGAUAAACUAAAGUCCUAGUAGCAGCGAGGAAUAUGAUUUAUGCAUAAAUUCUAGUAAUACUAGUGUCUCAAUAUUUGUCUUGAUGAUAAUAUCAGUAGUUCUCAUUUCAACCUUUUCAUUUUCUGCUAUUCUCUUUUUAUAUAAAUAGAGGUAUAAAUACCCUAUUGCUGAAAGAUCUUAUAUGCUUAGUAUGCUUAUGUGCAUAUCAUUUUUCGGUUUGUCAAUGUACUAUCCUACAGUGUAUAUUCUAAUUCAUGAAUCUACAAUAAAUGAAGAUAUUUUGUAUGUUUUGAAAUGGAUAUAUAUUUGGAGCAUGUUCUCACUCUAUUUUGGUUAUUUUGCAAGAUCAUUAAGAAUUUAUUCUGCUUUUACUAAUUUAUUUACUUGCUGUAUUGAUAGUUAACAUCUUGAGGAUUCGCUGAUUAGACCAAACUCUACUUUUCAGUAUAAACCUCCUUCAAAAAUAGUUAAAUUUUUCGCUAACAUACUAAGAAAUGAACUAUUAGUAACUAUUAUAGUAUUUAUUGUAUCUAUUUUAACAUGCCUACCACUUGUUUGGAAUAGAAAUGGCUACUAUAUUCCAAUUUAAAAUUUUGAUUAUUACAGCUAAGGAAGGGAUAGAGAUUUUGCGACGAUGUUUAUAUAUUUAUCAGUUUCUUUCUUUUUUAUGCUAUAAUUACACUUGUUAAGAAAUGUACCUAAGCACUAUAGAUUUUACUAAGAAUCUCUAUGGAAUCUUGGUACUAAUUGGCUUAAAGCAACUGUUUUAUUUGCAAUAAACGUGAGUAGAUAUGAUGAUAAAUGGUGUGAUAAUACUUACCUUAUAAAUAUAAUUUUAGAUUAUUUUUAAUAUCUUUUCAUGAUAAUAGUAUCUGUAAUUCCAGCAUUGUUUAGAUCUAUGUAUAUAGCAGAAAAAACCCCAUAUCCAAUUUUAGAUAAAUUUUAUGAUUUUAUUGAAGAUGAAGGAGAUCACAAUAAAAUGUAUUGCAACAUUUCUUUUAUCUAUUUUUUGAAUUAAAAAGAUUAGCAAAUCAAUAAACAAACAGCACAAUAAUAAAGAAUGAACUUAAAUAUAUAUGAUUUUUAUAAGAGAUUCAAAACAAUUUAAAUUUAGAUUGAUUCCAGCAAAUAAAAUUAAAAGCUAUAUGAGCUAUCUAACGAAUUCAUACUUAAUCCUUCUCAUCAAAUCAAGAGAUUGAUUUUACCAUAAGGAUAAGCAGCUACCUAAUUAUAAAAUUUCAGAAACAAAUAUGCUAAUUAUGAAUAUAGUCAAGAAAACUAAAAUGAAGAGCUCUUUAUGGAUUUAGAAAAUAUUCUUGGCAUUUGCACCUAAUAUUUGAUUAGAAUGUUUGAGGAAUAUAAACUAUCGAUGGCUUUUAAUUACUUAGUUCACUAUUAUAAAUAAUAAUAGAUUUAUCAAGUUAAUUUGUCUUAUUUCUAGUUAAAUCACAGUAAUUGA